AUCCACUUUGCAUCAUUAAGGUCACACUCACACACACCUUCAUUCUUCCACAUUCUUCAAAUCACCACUACAAUCUCAAAAACCUCAUCAAUCACAACCAUGGGUUCAACAGGUGAAACUCAAAUAACACCAACUCACAUAUCAGAUGAAGAAGCAAACCUCUUCGCCAUGCAACUAGCAAGUGCCUCAGUUCUUCCCAUGGUUUUAAAAUCAGCUCUUGAACUUGAUCUCUUAGAAAUCAUUGCUAAAGCUGGACCUGGUGCUCAAAUUUCACCUAUUGAAAUUGCUUCUCAGCUCCCAACAACUAACCCUGAAGCACCGGUUAUGCUGGACCGUAUCUUGCGUCUAUUGGCUUGUUACAAUAUCCUCACUUGUUCUGUUCGUACUCAACAAGAUGGAAAGGUUCAGAGACUUUAUGGUUUGGCUACUGUUGCUAAGUAUUUGGUUAAGAAUGAAGAUGGUGUAUCCAUUUCUGCUCUUAACCUCAUGAAUCAGGAUAAAGUUCUCAUGGAAAGCUGGUACCACCUAAAAGAUGCAGUCCUUGAUGGGGGCAUUCCAUUCAACAAGGCUUAUGGAAUGACAGCCUUUGAAUACCAUGGAACAGAUCCAAGGUUUAACAAGGUUUUCAACAAGGGGAUGUCUGAUCACUCUACCAUCACAAUGAAGAAAAUUCUUGAGACCUACACAGGUUUUGAAGGCCUUAAAUCUCUUGUUGAUGUAGGUGGUGGUACUGGAGCUGUAAUUAACACGAUUGUCUCAAAAUAUCCCACCAUUAAGGGUAUUAAUUUUGAUUUACCCCAUGUCAUUGAAGAUGCUCCAUCUUAUCCAGGAGUUGAGCAUGUUGGUGGAGACAUGUUUGUCAGUAUUCCAAAGGCUGAUGCUGUUUUUAUGAAGUGGAUUUGUCAUGACUGGAGUGAUGAGCACUGCUUGAAAUUUUUGAAGAACUGCUAUGAAGCACUACCAGACAAUGGAAAAGUGAUUGUGGCAGAAUGCAUACUUCCAGUGGCUCCAGAUUCAAGCCUGGCCACAAAAGGUGUGGUUCACAUUGAUGCAAUCAUGUUGGCUCAUAAUCCAGGUGGGAAAGAGAGAACACAGAAAGAGUUUGAGGAUCUUGCCAAAGGUGCUGGAUUCCAAGGUUUCAAAGUUCAUUGUAAUGCUUUCAACACAUACAUCAUGGAAUUUCUUAAGAAGGUUUAAGUUCUUUGGCGUGUUGCAUCUGAGUUUUGAUAUUGAGAUUGUGGUUGUGCUUCUACUUACCUAAGUUUUCCCCAUAAAAAUAUGUGAUUUCAACUUCUAUUCGGUAGGAAAAUAAUAAUGAGAAAGUUCAUUGUAAUAUUGCCUAUAUCAAAUAACAUUGUUUCAUAUUGUGGAAUUGGAUUGUACUUCUAUGUCUUCUCUUUAA
Molecule: messenger RNA, 1402 nt
Organism: Medicago truncatula (barrel medic)
Lineage: Eukaryota; Viridiplantae; Streptophyta; Magnoliopsida; Fabales; Fabaceae
Product: caffeic acid 3-O-methyltransferase
Exons: 4
Coding region: 100-1197 (365 amino acids)
Molecular function (GO): O-methyltransferase activity; protein dimerization activity
Source: RefSeq, a predicted model, not a curated record